Molecule: messenger RNA, 1719 nt
Organism: Labeo rohita (rohu)
Lineage: Eukaryota; Metazoa; Chordata; Actinopteri; Cypriniformes; Cyprinidae
Product: gastrula zinc finger protein XlCGF8.2DB
Exons: 3
Coding region: 147-1256 (369 amino acids)
Biological process (GO): regulation of DNA-templated transcription
Molecular function (GO): DNA-binding transcription factor activity, RNA polymerase II-specific; RNA polymerase II cis-regulatory region sequence-specific DNA binding
Source: RefSeq, a predicted model, not a curated record
UUUAUUUUGGUUUUGCGACGUGACAUCAUAAAGUUGCGCUACGCUCCUGCAUCUGUUCUGUUGUGAUUUGGCUGAAGAAAGGACAACAUAACCAGACACAGAAAAAAAUCCUGGUGAAGCAUCUGAGAUUUGCGUGAUUUACUCUUAUGAAGAUGGCGUUUAUUAAAGAGGAGAGUGAAGACAUGAAGAUUGAAGAAGCAUUCACAGUGAAACAAGAAGAUCCUGAGGAACAAACAGAUCUGAUGGCACUGAAAGAGGAGUGUGAAGUGCUGAAUAAAAUGGAAGAGAAAGAACAGUACGAUGAACACUGUGAUGUCAUAACUGAAGAAAAACCUUUUAGUUCAGAGACUGAAAAAACUGCCCCACAAAAAAAGGCUCAAAAGACCGGGACUAAAAGUUACUUAACCUGCAUUCAGUGUGGAAAGAGUUUCAGUGAACAUAGAAAGCUUAAAGUCCACAUGAGAAUUCAUUCUGGAGAGAAGCCUUACACAUGCCCUCAGUGUGGAAAGAGUUUCAACCAAGAUGUAAACCUAAAAGCCCACAUGAGAAUUCAUUCUGAGGAGAAGCCGUAUGCAUGCACUCAGUGUGGAAAGAGUUUUCCUCUACAUGGAAACCUUAAAGUCCAUAUGAGAAUUCAUACUGGAGAGAGCCCUUUCACCUGCCAACAGUGUGGAAUGAGUUUUACUCAAAAAGGACACCUUAACACCCAUAUGAGAACUCAUUCUGGGGAGAAGCCUUACACAUGCACUCUGUGUGGAAAGUGUUUCAAUCAAGAAGGAAACCUAAAAGCCCACAUGAGAAUUCAUUCUGGGGAGAAGCCUUACACAUGCCAACAGUGUGGAAAGAGUUUCAAUCAAAACGGAAACCUAAAAGCCCACAUGAGAAUUCAUUCUGGGGAGAAGCCUUACACAUGCACUCAGUGUGGAAAGAGUUUUGAUCUACAUGGAAACCUUAAAGUCCAUAUGAGAAUUCAUACUGGAGAGAGCCCUUUCAACUGCCAACAGUGUGGAACAAGUUUUACUCAAAAAGUAAAUCUUAACAGCCAUAUGAGAAUUCAUUCUGGGGAGAAACCUUACACAUGCACUGAGUGUGGAAGGAGUUUUGAUCGACAAGGAAACCUUACAGUCCAUAUGAGAAUUCAUACUGGAGAGAGCCUUUUUACCUGCCAACAGUGUGGAGAAAGGUUUACUCUACACGGACACCUUAAAGGCCAUAUGAGAAUUCAUUCUAGGGAGAAGCCUUACACUUGCACUUAGUGUGGAAGGAGUUCCGAUCUACAAGGAAACCUUAAAAUCUGUAUGAGAAUUCAUACUUGCAAUUCGUCAAGCGACAAUUUGUAUUAAAUUUAAGGUAAAAGGCAAAUAGCCAGUGUAAUAUAAUAGAAAUAUAAAAGAACAAAUUAUUGGUACAAUAUGGUGUGAUACGUAACAAAGCAUUGGUUUUUGUUCAAACAAAGGAAUAUCUUCAUCUAUGACAGUGGUCGGCAACAGGCAUCCCGCGGGACAGAACCGGCACAUCAGCAAUAGUAUCUGGCCCUGACCGCAGCCAGAUUAUUUUGAUAGUGGGUGGUUCUGAAAUAGACUUGUCAUGACAGCAAGAGUUACUCACAGUCACUUCGUCUUUUGUGAUUUUGCCUUCAAAAUAAAAGUAUGAGAGUGUUUUUGCAAUGUUUUAUUUUGAAAUGAAUUAAGCUCUUUAAUUAAUUAUGUAAUUUGAAAA